Messenger RNA from Plasmodium fragile, 2451 nucleotides. RefSeq lists its product as uncharacterized. The coding region runs from base 1 to 2451 and encodes 816 amino acids. NCBI's taxonomy places the organism in Eukaryota, Apicomplexa, Aconoidasida, Haemosporida, Plasmodiidae. The transcript is spliced from 2 exons. The record is from RefSeq and is a predicted model, not a curated record. Gene Ontology annotation, molecular function: protein binding. Gene Ontology annotation, cellular component: Cdc73/Paf1 complex.
AUGAACGAUUGCGACUCUAAGAAAUUCAGGAACAUAAGCGAAAAGGUACAGGGGAAGUACAUCCCAGUUAUAAAAUUCGGGGGAACGAAUAAAUACAUCAAUAAAAAUUACACCAAUGAUUCCGAUGCCACAAAUAAUAUAAGUUUUACCGUAGACGGGUUCAACGCAAACAGCGCAGACAUAUACUACGAUAACAAGUAUGGGGUCAACCGAGUCUGCUUCUCCCCCCAAGGAAAGUACGUAGCAGGAUGUGGAACAAACGGCAUAAUUUAUGUAUACGAUUUGUAUGAAAACAAGCUGCUGACAAAAAUUUGUACAAAGAUUGAUAACAUAAGAGACUUGACAAUAAGCGAUAAUGAUAAAUAUAUAUACGCAUGUGGUGAUAAUAAAAUUAUAGAAAUAUUUGACUUGUACGAAAGUAAGAACGUCUCUAACGAUGAUGUUGCGAGGUAUGUAGACGUAUCCAUCCCAAGCAUAAUUAAAAGUCAAAAUGGGAAAAGGGAAGAUUCCAGAGUAGCAAGAAGUGGGGACAAUGGCGGGAAUGCAGGAACAGGGAAAGCACAAGUGCCCCUGAGGGGGGCAAGAAAAAACGUACUCAAUAACAUCUACGCCCCAUGGCUUAAAGUUAAGCACAGGGAUUUUACUCAUAACAAAGUUGUGUACAUCCCAAUAUAUAACUACAGCGAUUUGAUCAAAAGUAAUAUCAAUAUGGUGGACUUAAAUUGCGUUAAAAUAAGGAAAAUAAAUCCAGUUAUUAAUAAGUCUUUAUUUAUUAUUAAAGACUCACACGAAUGCAGCACUUCCUGCUUGGCAGUGCCAAACGUAAGCAAUUUCUUAGUGUAUUCAGGGGGGGGUGAUGGGUUGUUAAAAAUCUGGGACAUAAGAAUGAAUUUGUUUUCUCUACAUAAGAAAGGAAACUAUAAAAAGACCACAUCCAAUGUCAUAUUUUUAGAUAAUAAAAAUCCGUAUGCUUCCAUAUGUUCACAUGAGGAUAUCCUGACCAGCAUCAAUUUUAACAACACGAUAGACUAUGAAGGUGCGUAUAAAAUGAGGAGGGCAUCAAGGAAGAGACAAAUGAGAGCCAAGAAGAGGACGCAAUGUGCUGCUGAUGGGAACAGUUCACAGAUGAUAAAGGAAUCACAUAGUGGGAAGGCUGAAAAAUCGGUUACCUUCGGAGAUGAAGAGCUUUUCUUGGAUGAUGAGAGCAGCAAUUCGUCCUUGUCCUCCUCGUGUUCUUCCGUGUCCUACUCGUCCCUCACGUUCGAUCUAACGAGAAACAAAUUUAAUAACAUCCUGAUGACAAGCGGAUACGACGGGUAUAUUCGUCUGUACGACAUAAAUAAUAAUAUUAUUAAAUCCUUUUAUGAUGAGGAGAAAAGUAUCACGCACUGUAUGUUCAGUUAUAACAACAAAUAUAUCAUUAGCACGAACAAGACGAAAUAUGCAAAAAUAUUUGACUUUAUCUACAUGAAUAAUAAGAAGAACGCAAAAAAUAUGGUGACCUACCUUGCUAAUUACAAGUCUUAUCAUUUGAACAAACCCAGCGCGGAUAAUCAAGAGAGGGAGGAUGACAAUGAGUAUGGCAACUGCACCAAGCUGUACGAUGACAAUUUUUCGAAAGACAUAUACAGUGAUAAGGAAUUCCAGACGUGUAGCAUUAAAAAUAUAUAUGAAGAUAAAGAACUGGAGGAAAGAAUAAAACUUGUUAACGAAUUAAACAGGAAAAUAAGUAAAGACGAUAAGAAGAAAGCUGUGGACGAGGGUGACGAGGGGGGAGAAGAAGUGGAAAACGAAUCAGAUGGCACCUACUCAAACACAGAUUCCAGCCUUUUUGAUGAAAAAACAAUAAAAACGAAUACCUUUUACGAACAUGUUAAUAAAAAGUUGGAACCUACAUGGUCUCUCUUUCUGGAUAACCUAAAAUAUAUGAAUCUUAUCCCUUACGAUGAGCUAAAUGAAAGUCUGAGGAGAAACCACGAAUACAUUAAGACACAUUAUAAAAAGUUGAAUCAUAAUAGUGACAAAAGCGAUCACAAUCAGGGUGAGGCGAAUUCGGCUAAACAAAUCUACCACCCACAAAAAGAUGAAAUGGAAUACAUGCUGUACUACGAAAUGUCAGAUAUUAUAAAUAACGAAACGGACAUUCCUAAUUUUUAUUCCUGCGUAGCGGGGGAUAAGUGCAUUAUUCCGUCCAUUGACACCUAUGCACAUGUGUAUGACAUAUACACAGGUUUUCAUGUUAACACAAUAAGCAAUCUUUACUUGCCAAAUUAUCAUCACACGGACAAUUCGUAUUUUGACUCGUACAGCAUAAAGCAGCCUUUUUAUAAAAGCAAGCAUUUGUCUUUUUUAACAAGUGCCGACACGUACCCCAAGAACCAGAAUAUCAUUGCAACUUCGAAUGGGUACCCGGAUGGAUCCAUUGUCCUUUGGGUUUUUGCCCCUUUCUAG